CAUGUCUGCAAAGGCGGUCAGCGAGGCGAGCUUUCGGGCAAGGAACACUGCUAUAUCGAUAUCGAAUGUAGUGGUCUAGUUGACGCACCGACGGCAGUUCGUCUAUCGGCUGGCGAUGACUUCGACACAGUCGUUAAAGGUGUGACGUGGCUAGGCGGACCACAGUCGAUAAAACGGCGUGGAAAACAUGGUCUGGUCAAGUGUGGAACGGUGGACGAGAUAAAGAAGUGGUUCCAAGAAAAUGUGAACAAAUCCGUUCAGAUUGGAAAAACAACUGGCCGUCUUCACACAUUCAUUGUGGAGCCGUUUGUUGCGCACACAGAUGCAGACGAGCUGUACAUUGCCAUAUUCAGUCAGCGGAAUAAUGAUGUCAUCAUGUUCUAUGAGCAUGGUGGUGUGGAUAUUGGAGACGUUGAUCAAAAGGCGCGAUCAGUGAAAAUUGAAGUAUCGUUAGAUGACAAUGAGAUGGUGCCAACAGAAGCUCAACUCAAACAACUCAUUGGAAAUCUUAAUGACAAAACAACGGUUCUCAAAACUUUCAUCUCAUCACUUUACUCUGCCUACAAACAAUUACACUUCACUUAUCUUGAAAUUAACCCUCUUGUUGUGAAAGAUGGCAAGGUAUACAUUCUUGACCUUGCUGCAAAGCUUGAUGAAACUGCUAACUUCUUGUGUUCUGACAAAUGGAAGACACGAUCGGGUUCAUCUGUGGAAUUCCCUGCUCCAUUUGGACGUGACCUUACAAAA
This is a messenger RNA of Ostertagia ostertagi, 747 nucleotides long. The record is from the annotation of a GenBank genome assembly. NCBI's taxonomy places the organism in Eukaryota, Metazoa, Nematoda, Chromadorea, Rhabditida, Trichostrongylidae.